AUGUCCUCCGCACAGAAAAAGGUCCGCCUCGAAUCUAACUCGUUUGCUAUGGCUCACACCUUUCAUACGAAGAAAUUCAAGCCGGGGCCGGGUCCAACCAAUGCCGAUAACACCCCCGGUCGCUUUCGCUCGGCAUUCAUCCGUUCUCAAACGUCGCACAACCGAUGCAUAGACGACGUCAGAGACCAGUCGGUAGAAGAAGGCUCUUGUGAGCGAAGGAUCCAGAAAGCAUUUCAGGAGGGCCCCACAUUUACUGCCGAGAAGUUCGAAGCUCUCCCUGACUCUGCGCCGAUGGCAAUAUUGAAGGACAUGCUACUCUCCGACUAUCGGCACUUGUACCAGCACAAGAAGGCACGACGCCAGUACGCUCUCAAAGAAGCAGAUCAAACUCUGUACGACCAAAUCGAAUCGCUCUGCACCGAUCGCAUAGAGUUUAUCGAGAAUCUUAUUUCCGCCGGCCCCCGUACCGCGCAGCCUACGCGGCCUGCUCAACCCGAGCCACUCGGACUGCCUUCCCCCAUACUUGAUGAGAAUGAUGGCGCACCAGGAGAUACUCGCUUGUUCUCACCGGCCGACUGUCGCGAUGUGUUGAAGAACAGCUUUGGACUUGCCAAGUUCCUUCCCAAACAGCUCGACGUCAUCCUGGAAGCAUUCACAGCUUGUGAUCUGCUCGUGAUUUUCCCGACCGGGGCCGGCAAAAGCCUCUCCUUCCAACUGCCCGCAGUCCUGAUGAACGAAAAAUUCAACAUGAUCACCGUGGUGGUCUCGCCACUGAUUGCGAUCAUCCAGGACCAGGAGAUGGCGCUCCGUGAGAAGGGCAUCAAAGUGAUGUCGUUCUGUUCUGGUGACGGUCACGUCAGGCCGCGCUUCGACCAAAACAUCAAACCUGCUCUUCUCUAUGUCACGCCCGAGCGCAUCCAAAAAAGCCCCGCGUUCAUGGAUGAGCUGAGAACGUUGCACCGCUCCAAGCAUCUAGCCAGAUUCAUCGUCGACGAGGCACAUUGUGUGGCUCCGGUCGAUGAUUUCCGCGAUGCCUACGCGGAACUCGGUGCAUGCCUGCGGAAGAACUUCCCUGAUAUUCCUAUCUCAGCAUUCACCGCCACCGCGAGUCCGACGGCAGCACAGCUCAUCACCAAGAGUCUCAACAUGGUAAAUCCUCGUGUCUUCCGCCGGUCCACGGCUCGGCCGAAUCUGCGCUACUCAGCCCUGCCGACCCGCUCGGACGAGUGUUUCGAGACAAUCGCAGAGUUGAUCACCGAAAGAGGGCUGGAGGACGACACCGGGAUCGUGUAUUGCUUCCGUCGAGAUCGAUGCGAGGCGCUGGCGCUGUUUUUGCGAAAGAAAGGCGUUUCGGCGAAGCAUUACCACGCUGAAAUGACGGACCAGGAAAAAGCGGCGGUUUACAAGACUUGGAAACACGGCAUCUGUAAGGUGAUUGUGGCGACGGUUGCCUUUGGGAUGGGCGUCAAUCACAGCGACGUCCGCUUCGUCCUGCAUUGCGAUCCUCCCCGGAGCCUCGAUAAUUACCUGCAAGAGAGCGGACGUGCGGGCCGAGAUGGCCAACCGGCCGAAUGCGUGAUCUUUUACAACCCGCGUGCCCUCAGGCGGGAACUCGCCGAAAUCCCGGGCCGGGACUCCCGUGCUGUCAAAGCACUCCGACAGGUGGCAAACUACUGCGACGAGACCCUGGUAUGCCGAUCUCGUCAGCUCUUGGCCCAUUGCGGCGAGUCCACGGCUGCCGGGAAGCUCUGCGGAGCGUGCGACAACUGCGUCUCCCCGAAGCGAGCGUACGACCUGACGGCUGACAUUCAACAAUUCGUGUCCCUCCUCGAGUGCAUCCAGAAAAAAUCCGGAAACCCGAUCACCGCGUUGCAGACGAUCGACGUCUUCAUCGGCCGCAAUACCAAGUGGAUCCGAGUGAGGGGGUACGAUCAAGUCAAGGGCUACGCAGCGGGCAGACACAUCGGGCUUGAACUUGCCAAAAUCAUGAUCACACGACUUAUCUUCUGGGGAAUUCUGGGCGAGUAUCGGAUCCUCCGCCAUGAUAUCGGCGCGCACUAUUAUCUCAGGAUCGAGCGCGACCUGGCAAAGUUCAAGGGAGGUCGAAGCUUGCAAAUAGGUUUGGCUGACAAUCGCGAAGAUUCGACAGUCGAAACUGGUCGCGGAAAAUCAAAAUCCAAAGGAAUUGAUCGCCGUCGACAGCGCUCACUAUCGACCCUCACCGACCAGGCCUUUCUGAAUGCAGAUUACGUCCCGAGUAGUGAUAGCGAGAGUGAAGAUUAGGAUUGCAGAGAAUACAGAGUUGUAACGCGUCAAGAUCAUAUGACCGGGAGCAUCUUAGUCUCUUGCGUGAUCAUGUGAUGUAUCAUGUGAUCUCCA
Molecule: messenger RNA, 2379 nt
Organism: Mycena citricolor
Lineage: Eukaryota; Fungi; Basidiomycota; Agaricomycetes; Agaricales; Mycenaceae
Source: the annotation of a GenBank genome assembly